Molecule: messenger RNA, 531 nt
Organism: Colletotrichum karsti
Lineage: Eukaryota; Fungi; Ascomycota; Sordariomycetes; Glomerellales; Glomerellaceae
Product: nitroreductase family protein
Exons: 1
Biological process (GO): cellular response to oxidative stress
Source: RefSeq, a predicted model, not a curated record
CUGUCGACCAGCCGCAUUGACGACAUCGUGAAGACCGCAUUAGCCGAAGUGCCUUCGGCGUUCAAUUCCCAGUCGAACCGAGUAAUCGUUCUUCACGGCGCACAACACGAGAGGCUAUGGAACAUCACAGAGGACAUUCUGAAGGCCAAAGUGCCGGAAGAAAAAUGGGGACGAACUCAUGCGAAGAUGGCAAUGUUCAAACGCGCAGCAGGAACAAUAUUGUUUUUCGUGGAUGAAGAGGUCGUAGAAGAUUUGCAGGAAACUUACAAGACCUAUGCCGAUACUGUUCCGUUCUGGGCGGCGCAGAGUGACGGCAUGCUGCAAUACGCUCUGUGGACACUGCUAGCAGGGGAAGGCAUCGGUGCCAACUUGCAACACUACAAUCCUCUGAUUGAUGAACAGGUUGAGAGGGUUUGGAAUGUGCCAAAAGAAUGGAAGUUGAGCGGCCAGCUGGUGUUCGGCGGAAUCACCGGGAAGCCCGGCUCCAAAGGAUACAUGCCGAUGGAAGAUCGAUUCAAGUCAUAUGCAUAG